AUGUUUUCGACCUUCUUUCAGCCCUGCGAGCUCAAGUUGCAUCUGCUCCAAAAUGCCAUCUUCUUGCACCCUCCUGAUCGUCCCCUGCCCGAGUCACACGAGAGGCCGCCCAUGGCCAACGACGAGAUCGUCAGAGGCCUCGUAGAGCUCUAUGUCCCUUCCAAUCGUCACAUUUCCGGCAUUCGCGUCCGACUAAAGGCGGCUCAAACUAUCGCCCUUCUGGACCCAGCAUCCGGCCUCACCCCUAUCAGCUGGGAGGAUUCCACCGUACUCGAAAAGGUCGUAGAGAUCGGAAUUCAGAGCGACAAAGAGAAGCACCUUGCCAACUAUCAUCACUCGCGCCUCUCGUUCAACAAUAGAUCAUCCUCGGCUGGACCAGCUCUUCACACGGCUUCUUCAUCUCACACGCAGCCGCGUGGCCGCAGCUCGGCUACGCCAGACCGAUCUGGUCGGUCUGGGUCUGCCUUUGGAUUGCGAUCGCACAGUCCUGGUGGAAGCAUUCCCGCUUCCAUGGCACGCGCUGUCUCUCGCGGUCGCAAGAUCGCCUCAGGUAUGGGCAGAAUCAGCCACAGCCCUUCGCCUUCCAAUAGCCGGCCAGCGAGCAGGGCCUCGUCUCCUAGCGCACCAAUCUCGUCCGAACGUGGACGUACUGCUACUCGUGCACCACCCACCUAUGCAUACGCCAUCUCGGAAGCUUGUCAGAAUAGUGCUGCGUCCGUGCCGCAGGAUCAGGAGGUCGUCAAUGUCAGUCUACCUCCGAGUCAAGCCGCCACGCCCCAACGAUCACGUCGGCAGAGUCUCUCGUCCCGAACUCCACCGGACGAACGCGGCCAGCGGCAAUCUACCCAGCCAGACGAGCUCGCUGACCACCUCCAAAGAUCGCUGGCCGUUCAUGCGGGCUCCAGUGACCGUCGAAGCGCUAGUGCUACGCCGGUGGAGCAAGGCUCAUCCCGCUCAUCCACUUUACAUCCGACCUUGCUGGUCGAGGACGACAGAGGCAAAGCCAAGUCCAGAAGCUCUUCCAUCGGCUUUUUUGGUUCUCGCAAAGCCCGAAGCAAGUCGCGAGCUCCCUUGUCGCGCGGUACUGCCGGCCAGUCGAGCGAUCUCGUGCAAGUGGACGAGGAAGGCGAUCGCGGACGCAGAGGUGCGUGGGAUCGACCCCCGCUCGAGCCGUCUGGCUCUUCAGGAGGCUUGAGCGUCACUCCAGGCUCCGAGGGGGAAUCGGGAUGGGAAACGGAGUCUACUCAAGACGGUCUCGAAUUGCAGAAGGGAGUGCACGGUUUCGAGUUCGCCUUCAUCAUUCCGUGCGAUGCCCCACCGUACGAGCGAUCUCCCUUUGGUCGGGUUCGAUACAUCAUCAAAGCCACUGCUAUCGGCGCCGGUCGCGCCAAAUCCAACGUAGAGUGCUGGCGCGACCUCUAUCCCAUGGUCAACCCUUGCCCGGAUAGCGGGCCUACACCGCUCACCGUGCUCUACAACGACCUUCACCCGACCGUCGGUCUUGUGUCAAUUGCAUGCACCUCCAACAACAUCUCGGUCGGCGGCGUCUUUAACAUCGAUGUCAACUCACCCACACCACCCAAAGACCUCAUCGUAUACCUCGUUCGAGUAUCGCUCGAGACGACGAUCGAACUCACCACCAAGCGCAAGGGCAAGCAGACGGUGCCCGUCCAACGUUCCAAGCUCUUCGAGAAGGGAUGGGUGCCUCCCAAGAACAACGAUGGAUCUCACGGCGACGGCAAACGCACGGACGGCUUCGUCCGCAAUAACGGCACAGAGGACGCGUGGACGGUCCAAGGCAUAGCACGAAUGCCCGACGACAACCACAUCCGCGCAUCCACGGUCGCUGCCUCCAAGGCGAGCAUCCGUUUCAGCCAUGUGAUCGUGGUCGAGAUCGUACACAGUCGCAGACCCGCCGGUAGCACGGCCAAGACUGCCGAGGAGGAAGCCAAGGAGCGAAGGCUGAAGGUGUUUGCGCUGCGACAGCCGGUGCUGGUUCCGUCGUGCUGCUGCGCGUACGAUGCGGUGACGUUGCCGGCGUACAGCGCCGCCCCGGAUCCAUCGAGCCGAAGAGCAGAGAUGCCGUACGAUCUUUCAACUUUCAACCACCAUCCGCCCAACAGCGACGGCUCUGCUUCCGCCGCAUCCGCUGCCAACGGCAGCAGCAGCAGCAGCAGCAGCGGCAUCACCACCGCAGGACCUAACACCGCUAAUACGUCCACCGCGGUCCACGGCGCAUCUCAGCUCUUCUGCGUAUGCGGUAUGUCGCUGCAAGACCUCAGCGCACAGGAGAGGGCCCUGAUCCCCAGCGCACCGCUCGACGUCAUGCGCGGCGAACUCUUCCGACACCAAGGCAAGAUUGGCGAACUUCCACCUCGACUCGAGAACAGACGCAGGAGUCCCAGCACCUCCUCCAGCGCCAGCGGCAUCGUCGCGAGCCUCCGCGGUAGGAGGCGCUCGACGAGCAGCACCCGCACCGCCUCCGCAUCCGCCACCGGCGGCAGUCCUUCAGGUGCCACCGGAUCGUCCGGCGAAAGGCGACCGUCAAUCACAGCGAGCAUCAAGGGUCGAAGUCCGAGCAUCAGCUCCGCGCUUCGUGCGAGGAGUUCCAGUAGCUCCAGCACGGGGUACAGAGGCGGAGCGGCUUUCGGUAGAGGCGAGAGCGUGAGCAGGGGGAGUGCGAUCAGCCGCACCAGCGCGGCGAGCAGCGCAGGGUUGAGGACGCACAGUCCUAUGGGCAGGGGCGGAGCCAGGGCUGGCACUGGGACCGGCGGCUCCACCUCCACCGAUAGCACCGCUAGCUCCAGCCAAGGUGCCUAG
Pseudozyma hubeiensis SY62 is the source of this 2820-nucleotide messenger RNA. RefSeq names its product cyclin binding protein. Bases 1 to 2820 code for a protein of 939 amino acids. Lineage: Eukaryota; Fungi; Basidiomycota; Ustilaginomycetes; Ustilaginales; Ustilaginaceae. The record is from RefSeq and is a predicted model, not a curated record. The transcript has a single exon.